AUGAGCAGUACUAAGGAUAAAGAUAUGCCCGAGACGCAUGUUGAGGACGCAAGUCCUCACGUCCUACCACCGGAUGUCAACAAUGAGAUGUCCGUCAGUAUCUGGGAUACUAUCAAAGCCAAUCCAAAAACAAUCGGCUGGUGUUGUACACUGGCUUCAGGACCCAUGGUAUACGGAUUCGACCUGAUUAUUGUCAGCCAGGUUGUUGCCAUGCCCGCUUUUCAGAGGAGUUUUGGAACUCUUGUUGGCACGAAAUAUAUCAUCCCUUCCAUGUGGCUUGCUCUCUGGAAUUCCAUGAUCCAAGUUGGUGCCAUGGCUGGAGCUCUUGUGUCUGGUGGUAUAUCGGAUCGAUUCGGUCGAAGGACUACAUUUCUCUUCGGUGCCAUCGUGACAGCUAUCGCCACUGCCGUUAUUUACUUUUCCGAUUACCCCGCCAAUAGAGAAAGUAGACGAGUGAUGUUUCUCAUGGGCAAGAUCAUCGCUGGACUUGCAUUCGGAUUGAUCACACCCGCAUACCUAACCAUCAUAUCUGAAAUCUCACCCUCCCGGUUGCGAGGGCCUCUAGUGUCAUGCUUCACUUUCUUCACAGUCACUGCACAAUUAAUCGGUGUUGGUCUAGUUCGCUCUCAAGUCAAUGAUGUCAGCCCCUCUGCAUAUCAUAGAGUUUUUGCCAGUCAGUGGGCCCUUGCAGGUGUCGCAAUCAUUGCCGGAAUCUGUAUCCCAGAAAGUCCCAUCUACCUAAUCAAGCGCAACUACAUGGACAAAGCUCUGCGAUCAUACAAACGUCUCUACAGCCACGAUGACCCAGAAGCCAGGAUCGCAGCCCUACAGACCGUCGUUGAACAUGAGUUGAUGGCCGAGAAGAACCAAGAUUCCGUUUCCUACGUUCAAUGCUUCAAAGGAACCAACCUGCGUCGAACCCGUAUCGUCAUCUUCGCCAAUGUAGCGCAACAGCUCGUUGGCAUGACGUUCAUCAUCAACAUGACAUACUUUCUCCAACUCGGAGGAAUGGAUCCUGCACUCGCGGUCAACAUGAACUUGAUCAAGCUUGCUAUUGGAAUUGUUUUCUUGUUCGGUACCUUCUGGACAAUGACAUGGUUUGGACGCAGAACACUGAUGCUGGUGGGGUCAGCUGUUGCAGCCGUCUUCUGGGCCGCUGUUGGUAUCGCGGGUUUCUUUUCAAGUCCAGAAGCUCUUCUAUUCAUCGGUCUGGGCAUGAUCAUCGUCUAUGAAGCAUACGCCCUAUCUGUCGGCGCCGUCUACCCAGUCGUCGCCUCUGAAGCAUCUUCAGUCCGCCUCCGCGCUGUAUCAAACAGUAUCGGCUUCGUCAGCCAGUUCUUCGCGGCCUGGCUCUUCGGCUUCACAGUACCGUACAUGUUCGGUGCCGAUGCUGGCAACCUCGGCGGCAAGACCGGGUUCAUCUUUGCGGGGUUGAGUAUCAUUUGUGGUGUCGUCUCAUGGGUAGAUAUUCCUGAGACGAAGAAUCGUACGUAUGCUGAGCUGGAUGAGAUGUAUGAGAUGAACUUGCCAACGAGGCAGUUCAAGAAUUUUGUUUGCACUGGUAUUCAGGUGCCGCAUGUUAAGUCUGAAGAUGCUUAG
Cadophora gregata is the source of this 1599-nucleotide messenger RNA. RefSeq lists its product as uncharacterized. Gene Ontology annotation, molecular function: carbohydrate:proton symporter activity. The record is from RefSeq and is a predicted model, not a curated record. The coding region runs from base 1 to 1599 and encodes 532 amino acids. Gene Ontology annotation, biological process: carbohydrate transport; transmembrane transport. The transcript is spliced from 6 exons. Gene Ontology annotation, cellular component: membrane. Lineage: Eukaryota; Fungi; Ascomycota; Leotiomycetes; Helotiales; Ploettnerulaceae.